Aspergillus ochraceoroseus IBT 24754 is the source of this 1037-nucleotide messenger RNA. Its product is annotated as CFEM domain-containing protein. The record is from RefSeq and is a predicted model, not a curated record. Lineage: Eukaryota; Fungi; Ascomycota; Eurotiomycetes; Eurotiales; Aspergillaceae. Bases 41 to 616 code for a protein of 191 amino acids. The transcript is spliced from 4 exons.
UUCUCAACUUCCUCACCAACAGCACUCAACCCCUAUCACAAUGAAGGUUCAGUCCAUUGCGCUGGCACUUGCCACUGUCCUGAGCACUGCUGCCGCUCAGAGCAUGACAGGCCUUCCUGAUUGCGCGAAAACUUGUGCAACCGGAGCAAUCCCCUCCAAGUGCAACAUGAUUGAUGUCGAAUGCAUUUGCGGCACCAAGACUUUCAUUACCGACAUAUCCUGCUGUGUCGCGAAGAAAUGCUCGGCCUCAGACCAAAAAGCUGCUCUCGAAUUCGCACAAGAGAUCUGUAGCGGCGCCGGAGUCACAGAUCUCCCUUCUAGCGCUACCUGUGAAAACAGCACCUCUACCACUGCUGCCGCCACCACCUCAACUACGACCACUACCAACAGCCAGACUUCAGAUGAGAGCACCUCGACCAAGUCCUCGACGGAAACCGAGACCGGUUCUACCGCUACAUCAACCACUGCGUCUGGGACCGCGUCCGAGACCACCGCAAGCACGCAGACUGCUUCUGCCUCUGCUUCUGCCACUCAUACCGGCGGCGCGGCAGUCAUCCUUGGCAAAGACAUGGGUGUCCUGGCAGGUGUUGCCGCGGGUGUUGCAUUCUUUAUGUAAAGAAACAACGGAUUGUUUGUCGUCAACGAUUAAUUUGGAGUUGAAGAACGUCGACAUGUUAUGUGGUGGUAUGUUUUGAUUAGGUUAUGAAACAAAAACAAUCCCACUAAUUAUAUUGGAUAAAUUACUGCGCUUGGAUUUGCGAUUUUUCUUCCUUUUCUGCACACGGGUUGUCUUGAUAGCAAACUGGACCGGGAGGUAAUCCCCGUAAUCUAAUAAGAUCUCACAUUGACGAUUAGCACUCGCUCUACUUUCCUCUAUAGCUUUUAAUGGAGAAGAACAGCCGGAUCCAUCCACGUAACGAAGGAAGCGAAAUCACCGAUCAUGUUCACGUUCACGCUCCGCAAACUUCGUCGCAAUUUCCUGUCUCUCCUCGCGGAGUGUAAGAAAAAUCCAAAGCCAAAACAUCAUCUCCAUAAAU